Messenger RNA from Triplophysa rosa, 3726 nucleotides. RefSeq names its product ral guanine nucleotide dissociation stimulator-like 3a (gene rgl3a). The record is from RefSeq and is a predicted model, not a curated record. The transcript is spliced from 17 exons. Gene Ontology annotation, biological process: Ras protein signal transduction; positive regulation of GTPase activity. Gene Ontology annotation, molecular function: guanyl-nucleotide exchange factor activity. Gene Ontology annotation, cellular component: plasma membrane. The coding region runs from base 293 to 2509 and encodes 738 amino acids. NCBI's taxonomy places the organism in Eukaryota, Metazoa, Chordata, Actinopteri, Cypriniformes, Nemacheilidae.
CGCUAGACAAGUCCGACAGAACAGACUGUCUCCACAAUAAAAAAACGAAUAAAAAUACAACAUGAUUUUUUUCUUUUAACUCUUUAUUUCAUUUAAGUGAAUAAAAACUCCUCAGUGAAGUUCUCGAUUAAAAAGCGCUUCGCUAAGUUAACCAUCGCUGCCGCCUGUCAUGACAAUCCAGUUUGACACAAACUGACGAAGGAUUUUACUUAACGAAGUUUUUUUUGACUGCUCUAAUGGAAAGUUUUAUUCCGUAAACGGCUUUUGUACGGCUGAAGUGAAAGCGGCAAACAUGGGAAAAUGGCAGUUCACAAUGGACCCGGUGCAGGAGUGGGGCGAGGAGGUAGAGGAUGGGGCCAUUUAUGGGAUCACUCUUCACAGAGAGCCCAUCCAGCCCGUGCCGGACGCGGCCGGAAACGAUUGUGUCAGUGGUUUCAUGCAGUACCGUACGCUGAAGGUCCGCAGGUUAAAAGCGGCCCCUCUGGAACGUCUCGUGACAGAACUGGUGAACCCAGAGUGCCCUGACCCAGACUACAUGCAAAUAUUUCUCUCCACUUACAGAGCCUUUACAGACACAAAUACUCUCGUCGAGCUCCUGUUUCAAAGAGAGGACGUGGACACCAAUCUGGACAAAAGUGUCUGUGUCAGGAGCACUCUGCCCCGUCUGAUCCGGCUGUGGUUAGAUGAGUAUCACGAAGAUCUCCGGGACCCUCCGGAUCGCCAGGCUCUGCGUCUGCUCUGCGUUCAUCUGCGUCAUCGCUUGUGCUUCAGACGUCUGGCUCAUCAAGCCGAAGCUCUUCUCAAAGCGUUUCAGACAGAAGAUACGCAGACGGGUGAUUGUGCAUCAUCAUCAUCAGGUUGUGCUGCCUCUGUGAAGCCCACAAGAGAGGAAACCGUGGAAACACAGGACACAGAGAUGGGAAAUGUUCUGGAGUUCCCUGCACAAGACAUUGCAGAGCAGCUCACGAUGUUGGAUGCUGAGCUCUUUGUUAAAGUGGUUCCGUUUCACUGCCUUGGCUGCAUUUGGUCUCAGAGAGACAAGAAAGAGAAUCGGGAUCUAGCGCCCACGGUCCGUGCCACCAUUUCUCAGUUUAACGCCGUCACAAACUGUGUGAUCACCUCACUGUUGUGCCCACCUGCCACCUCACCACCCGGCUCCCUGUCCUCCCCUCACAGCAGCCCAACACAGAGGGCAAAGGUCAUUGAGAUGUGGAUCUCUGUGGCUCAGGAGUGCCGUCAGCUGAAAAACUUCUCCUCUUUAAGAGCCAUCUUAUCUGCUCUUCAGUCCAAUGCUGUCUACCGGCUAAAGAAAACAUGGGCAGCAAUUUGCAGGGAGAGCGUGGCUACAUUUGAUAACCUCUGCGAAACCUUUCCCGAUGAGAAAUGUGUGCUGACAAAUAGAGAAAUUUUUGUAGAGGAAGGAAACCAGGCAGCAGAGGUAGACACUGUGCCUCCAAAGCCAAGUCCCGCAUCUAAACACAUGACGUCGACUAGUGGUGAGGUGCCGUACCUGGGCACUUACCUGACCGUUCUCACCAUGCUGGACACAGCACUAAGUGAUAACGUAGAGGGGGGUCUCAUUAACUUUGAGAAGCGUAGAAAAGAGUUAGAGAUUCUGUCUCAGAUCAGACAGCUGCAGGCAUCGUGUGCUCACUACACCCUCCAAACACAUCCUCACAUCGGUGCUUGGAUCAACAGCGGCAUGUCCCUCUCCGACCAGAAGAGCUAUGAAUUGUCAAGAGAGUUGGAGCCUCCUGUUGACCCCAGUCCCAGCUCUCCAAACCCCUGGAGCCAUCGACUCUUCUCCAAAAAACUCACCUCAUUGCUGUCAGGUGGUGAGAGUCUCUCUAAGAAGACUCUGGGUGAUCAGAUCAGCGUAUCGUCUUCUGGCUCCAGUGGUUCAGAGAUGGAAGAUCUCAGCAGCCCCAACAUGUCACCCCUUAGAUACAAAGGACAGUCGCCAUCUGUAUCUUGUCAGGACAUCUCAGAGGACACGCCCCCGUCGUCUCGAACUCCACCCGCUUCCUUCAGAAGAACCUUACAUGGAGAUCUGUCGGAAAAGAACUGUGAAAGCCCCUCCCCUACGUCAUCUGCAUCAUCGUCAUCAUCGAUAUCAUCAUCUUCAUCAUCUUCAUCGUCUCCCCUCCAACAGCACGCAGUCCCGCAUCCGUUGUACAACAAGCAGGUUGCUGAUUCAUGUAUCGUCAGGGUCAGUGUGGAAUUUGGCAACAACGGCAACAUGUAUAAAAGUAUUUUGAUAACAAGUCAGGACAAGACGGCUCAAGUGAUUCAGAGAGCCUUGGAGAAGCACAACCUAGAGGACAUGAACUGCCAGGAUUUCACUCUCACUCAAGUGCUUUCUAACGACAAAGAGUUGCUGAUCCCAGAGAAAGCUAAUGUGUUCUAUGCCAUGUGCACCACUGCCAAUUAUGACUUUGUGCUUCGCCAGCGUUACAAAAAUCACAGCAGAACACAAAGCUCGACAUGGAGUCUACGUGGACGCAAGUAACAGCGCCUGUAUGGACUGCCAUUGAGUAACAUUAUAGACUUCAUGUUUCAGUGGCUAUCAAACACGCACGCUAUGGAUGACUCGCUUGUGGUGACUUUGUUUUAAGACGAAGCAACAAAACUGAAAUCAAAGAGGGUGCAAGUUGACAUGGAAAACCGGUGACUGUUGGAUUUCAAACUUGGACAGAUUAAAAAAAACCCUGUGGAUUCAUCGUUUGACCAGUGUGCUAGGAUCAGAUUUUAAGAAAUCUGUGCCACUUUAUAUCGGCUGCAGAAAAAGUUUCCAUUCAUGUAGAAUUCCCUGAUUCACCAUCUGAAAGAGCCGAAACUGAAGGAAGAAUCAGAGAUGCAUAUACAAGUACUCAAAAUGGAAACUGUAAUAUACAGCCACAUCUACUGCCAGCACACGGGUGAUGUAGGUUCAUACAGAUAUUUAUGUAGCUAAUAUUUAGUGAACAGAAAAUAUCCAAUAUAAAUUUAACCGAAUAUAUAGAAAAGACAACUCCGUACUUCUCUAUGUGAAAGUAUAAUAAUGUGGAGAUAAUAUAUUACAGUUUUAAUAAUAAAGGUCAGAUUAUUUUAAUCACAAUAUUUUAAAGGGUUUGCUGCAUUUCAGUUUUAGGGUAUUUAAUUUAUUCAUUUUAUAUGCGCACAUUAACUUAAUUGUUUGUUUGUCUGUUUUCUUCUAUGUAAGUUUUCCUUCUGCUUUUAUGGUUUUAAGUUUGAGCUAAUUUUAUGUGCAAUAAUCCACUAAAAUCUAGUUUUCACAGUUUGUGAUGCUGUAAGUGAAUGAAGGACGAUGUUCUUUGAAUUGAAGUGCCUAGUCUUUAUCUGCAUCAAAGAUGCUUUAUAUGAAGUUGUGCAUGUUCUGAUGGUUUUUUCUAACAGCGUCAUGAACAAGCUACUUAUCCAUAUUGGAUAUCCUCAAACUCUCUGAGCAAAUGGGAUCUCAAAGGCGCUGAGCACUGGAUAUAUCUCAUUGAGAUGAACUAGUAUGUGUUUUAUGAAAGUUAAAGUAAGUUGGUUUAUUAAAAGUAAGUGCUUUGUCUGGUUGAAGUGGUUUGCAGCUGAAUUGUGGGACAAGCUUAAUGUUGAAAGGUUUUGCCAAAUAGGACUGGAGGUUGAUUAAAAGCGCACUUUUAAUGCACAGAAAGCCACAUCUUUUGACUGAAACAUUGAAUGUGUUUUUUUGUCCUCUGUAUAAUUAAAAAUAAUUGA